GGGCGUUUCCAUGGCUUAUCCCUCGCGGCCGGUGCGGGUGGAGGGGAGAGCAGCCGAUGGCCGGGCAGCUGCCGCCUGGAGACGGGAUCUGUGAGGAAAAGUGCUGAAAACCCCCCUUUUUCCAUCGUCAUGCCGGGUGUGGGUGAUGUGACAGGGGAAAGCGAGCUGGAGAAGGCGUGUUUUUCCCUUUGUCACCGGCUCUGCUGGCUCCGUGAGGAGUUGGAGCACUCGCUGCCCCGCUGGGCCGGGCUCCCGGCGCGCUGUGUGGUGCUGCGGUUCCUCAAGUCCCCCCCCAACCAGACCAAGACUUCAGAGGAAAUACUACACCAUCUGCAAAACAUCGUGGACUUUGGAAAACAUGUGAUGAAGCAGUUCUUUGGGGAGAACUACGUUCACCACGGGGAAAUUAUUCAACUGCCUUUAGACUUUGUAAGACAGCUCUGUUUGAAAAUCCAGCCAGAGAGGCCAGAGUGUCGCUGUGACAAGGACAUGGACACGCUGAGCGGGUUCGCGAUGUGCCUUCCCAACCUCACGAGGCCGCAGAGCUACCGCCUGGCCGAGCACCGGCCCCUGCUCUGCAUCGAGAUCAAGCCAAAGUGUGGCUUCAUUCCCUUUUCCAGCCAUGUUUCACAGGAGAUAAAGCACAAGGUGUGUCGUUACUGUAUGCAUCAGCAUCUAAAGGUAGCAAACGGGAAAUGGAAGCGGCCCAGUAAAUAUUGCCCGUUGGAUCUCUUCUCAGGAAACAAACAGAGAAUGCACUUUGCUUUGAAGAGCUUAUUACAGGAGGCACAGAACAACUUGAAAAUAUUUAAGAAUGGUGAACUAAUUUAUGGCUGUAAGGAUGACCAGGACUCUGUCUCUGACUGGAACGAACUCGCUCGUCACUUAAAACCUUUCUUUUUCCCCUCCAACGGGCUGGUGAGUGGCCCCCACUGCACAAGGACAAUUGUUAAAGAACUGAUCCAGGUGAUAACCAUGACGCUACUGAGCAGCACCGACACCUGCAGGGCGGGUGACAUGAAGACAGUGCCCAUCUCACAAGGACGAAGCUACUGUGAAGCGAGUGCUUUCAAUAAGGAGCUGGUUAGAAACGGUAAACACAAAUUGGAAAGCUCUGGCUUACCGAGGGGUUGUCUCCUUUAUAAAACCCUUCAGGCUCAGAUGCUUGACAUGCUGGAUAUUGAAGGACUCUAUCCUUUGUACAGUAGAGUUGAACAGUACUUGGAGGAAUUUCCUGAAGAGAGAAGUACCUUACAGAUAGAUGGACCUUACAACGAAGCAUUUUAUGAGAAGCUGCUGGAUCUUUCCCCGGAGGAUGACGGGACGGUGGCGUUCGCGUUAACAAAGGUGCAGCAGUACAGAAUAGCCAUGACUGCUAAAGACUGCUCCAUCAUGAUUGCCCUUUCCCCCUGUCUGCAGGAUGAGUGCCCUGAGCAAAGAUCUGUGGUACUGACAUCCAAAUCCAGAUUCACCUUUUCCGUCUCUGUGCUGGACCUGGACCUGAAGCCCUAUGAGAGCAUUCCCCACCAGUACAAACUGGAUGGGGAGAUAGUCAACUAUUACCUGAAGAAUGUACAGGCCAAAGAGGACCCUGUUAUGUCCAACCUCUUCAAGGAGAAUGAAGACUGCACAUUAGUUCUCCACAAAGUGUAACCAUUUCCUUGAGGUUAUUUUUAUUCAAACACAUUAGAAAGUGAAAGAGUAAUGGAAUACAGUUAUGGUGAUUUUUUUUUUCUUUUCUAUUGUGUUCAGUGCAUUUUUCAGCUGUGAAUGUUUUUGCUUUAUGAAAUGAUUUUUAAUGGGUGAUGCCUUCUCAGAGCCCUGGGAGAGCAUUUGCUAGAUAACCUUAAUGAAUGUAUUUAAUGUGACAGGACAGGUAACGUGCCAUACCUUGGAACUAGAGGACAGAGCAAAUUAAUACAAAAAGUCUACUUAGAAUUGAAAGAGCACAGUUUUAAAGGUUUCCUGAAGUAUUGCACUAACAUAGAGAGCCUAAUUACUAACAAGAGAAUUUGCCUUGGAGCCUGUGCUUUGAGUCUCACUCAUCCUUCCUGGAGGAGGGAAUGCUCUGGCAAAUCCGGAUACAACAUUUUAGCAUUAAUCCACUGAAAACACAACUGUGCAGUGGCUGAUCUGUGGAACUGCCCUGUGUCACUGCAGAACACUUAAGUACUAAAUGCAUGGAUUAGGAACACCAGGCUGCCUCCAGAAGUUUUGUGAUCAUCUUGUAUCUACCUAAAGCUUCUGAAAUGAAGUGCUAAGGGUUAAGGUAAACACCUCUGAGUUUUAUGUCAUAGCUGGGCUUAACUCUCCUGCCAUCCUGGUUUUUAUUGUCCCUACAUGAUAUGCUGCUAUUGAAGGUGAAGCCACAGCCCGCUCUCACCUAAUUUAAACUGAGCUACAAGAAGAAUUUGUUGUGAGUUUUACGGAUCAUUUCAGGUCUUUCAGAUGGUGUCAGACAUUGGCAUCAUUACACUGAUGCCCCCACACACUGUGCAGCACGAGCAGCUGCUUUCAGGCUCCUUCAUUUGAAGUGACACAGAAAAGAGGUGACAGCAUCCCAUUUUCUCCCGGAAGCUGCAGUGGGUCGGUCUCAUGCCAAGGUGAGCUUGUGUUUUUUGUGAUGGCUUUCCUUUGUAAGCAGUGCUGUGUGCAGCUGAAGUCUGGUGAGGGGCUGCACUAAAGCCAUCCUUGAGCAAGAUCCUGAGUUGGAGAGUGGGGAUAUUUUCAAAACUGAGGGUACUAUGAUGAACUCUACAGCCCCUUUCCCCUCAGGGAUUGCACACCCUGAAAGGUGCAGAGAUGCUCCUCAAGCCCCAGGCUGUGACCUGGUUGCAGCCUGUGCUCAGCAUUAAUGUUGUCCAGAGGUGUGUGGGUUAACUGCUAAAAUCACAUUUAUGGUGGGCUCUCAGUGUAAUGUUUGAAUUGUUCCACUGCCCCUGAAAUUCAAAAGGCCGGCCCAGGACCCCCUGCACAUUGGCACAACUCAAGGAGGAAAUGUGAAACACAGAGUGACACCAUUCCCACAGGGACAGAGACCUGGGCUGGCACUGCCAGCUUGGAUCCACUGCCACGUGCCUUCUGGGACAGGGCCUGGAGCUGCUGUCCUGGAUGGGAGAUGUGACACUACAACAGUGCAACAACCUGGCAGCUCACAGUGGGAAUAAUCCCUUCUCUCCAAAGAAAACCUGGGGGGGAGAGAGAGAGCAGCCACUUCUAAAUCCAGAAACCCUCCAGCUGUUAGAAAGAGGAGGAAGGACGGACCAUCCACAGGUGGGAAGUUCCCAGGUUUUUAUGCUGUAACUUUGCGCACAAACAGAAGCGUCUGUGCUGAGCACACAGUUCUGUUUUCAGGCAGGAAGGAGCUAAAGAUGAACUGAACUAAAGGUUACACAAAACCAGCUAAACCAGUUCCAGGGCAGUGGGUAAGUAGUAAUGAAUUCUGCCUGUCUGCUGGACUCCAGACCUGAAAUUAGCCUGGCUUUAUCUAACAGAAGAUUUCCUUAGAGAGUUGCUGUUCAUCAGAACCUAAUCUGUGGUGUGGCUCAGCUGUACAGUCUGGCAGUUUUUCCUGACCUACCAGAACAGUGGGAGAGUGUUCAGUGAUCAAACAGAGGAUUGUGACAUUUUAUGGCAUUAUAAAGAUACUGUUGCUUCAGUUCUUGAUUUCUCCAGUUUCCCCAUUGCUGUACAAUAUUUUGCCAUCCCUGGGGUGGCUUCAGCAGCUCUGGCCUUGGAAAGGAGUCUCAGUAUCCUUUGAGAGCCAGAGUUCGUGGGUUUGGGCCCUUGGUUCCAAGAGCUGUUACUCCCUCCCCAGGGAAGGACCUGACUUCAGUUUGGGGUUGAUAUGGUUUGGUUGGGAUGGGGAGAGCAGGAACUCUGGAAAAACACAGAGAGUUCCUAAACGGGCCGAUGGCACAUCUGAGGGAAGUGAAGGGAGAGGUGAGACAUCUGUCUGAUCCAUGUUGUUUCUUCAGGGAUGAAUGUAUGACAUGUGAAGCUUUGGUGAGGUGUUACCUCCCAGAGCUCCCCCCUGGCAGCAGCAAGUGCUGCAGGGGGCAGGAGGUCACUCAGCCACCCCUUCCCAGGAGGGGAAUGGGGCCUCUCUGGGGUAGUUUAAGCUGUCUCAACACUUCCACUGUGGAACAAAGUUACUUCAGACAGUUACACUUGGGUUUUUUACCAUUGUUAUGUCUUUGAAAUCUUCAAAUUGUCUUCUUCCACCCUAAUUUAAGGAGAAAGCUGUUUAACUCUUUGUUCUAGGAGUCUCUUACUGUUCUCUUGUCAUUUUAAAAUCACUGUACUUUUACAGAGCUGUGAAAUGAAAUGGAUUUUUAUGGACUUGAUUUUGACAGUGCAUGAUCUUUUAACAAUUUCCAGGUAUCUAGAAAAUGUUAAGAAGAUGAUAAACCACUCUGGUACAUUAAUGAUUCAGAAAGAUGAAUUUAUAAUGAAAUCACUCUGUACAUGUAACUAUUUUAUUUGGCAUUUUUGUAUUUAAAUGGCUGUAUUUAUUUUCAUGUCAUGACAAUUUAUAUAUAACGUGCCAUAAUUGUACAGAUAGCAUGUUUUAUGAGUAUGGUUUCUAAAUGGAAAAUAACUUAAUGUUUAUAUUCAAUAAAAUUAUAGACCGUGUAACACAAUAUCUUAAUUAAAACUACUUUUGAAAUUGCUA
Messenger RNA from Empidonax traillii (willow flycatcher), 4675 nucleotides. It is a transcript of the gene IPPK, whose product is annotated as inositol-pentakisphosphate 2-kinase. NCBI's taxonomy places the organism in Eukaryota, Metazoa, Chordata, Aves, Passeriformes, Tyrannidae. Gene Ontology annotation, molecular function: inositol-1,3,4,5,6-pentakisphosphate 2-kinase activity; ATP binding. The coding region runs from base 130 to 1653 and encodes 507 amino acids. The record is from RefSeq and is a predicted model, not a curated record. Gene Ontology annotation, biological process: inositol phosphate biosynthetic process. The transcript is spliced from 13 exons. Gene Ontology annotation, cellular component: nucleus.